Molecule: messenger RNA, 615 nt
Organism: Drosophila serrata
Lineage: Eukaryota; Metazoa; Arthropoda; Insecta; Diptera; Drosophilidae
Gene: mRpL20
Product: mitochondrial ribosomal protein L20
Biological process (GO): translation
Cellular component (GO): ribosome
Molecular function (GO): structural constituent of ribosome; rRNA binding
Source: RefSeq, a predicted model, not a curated record
GUUGGCUGACAAGCAGCUGAUAAUAGUGUGCAGGUUAUGUAAAAAAUAAAUACAAUUUUUACGAUCAAUUAAACAAGGCAAAGAAUUAUCUAAAAUUACGCCGAUAUCCAGCUAUGGUGUUCCUAAACUUGGCCCUGAUGGUCCGGGCCCGCGGUCCGGAUGAGUUCUGGCGUAAGCGGCGCAUCUUCAAACUGGCAGCGCAUUACCGUAGCCGCACCCGCAAUGUGUACUCCUUUGCCAUUAGGAGUGUCCACAGGGCAUUGGCCUACGCCACCAAGGGACGCAAGCUGAAGAAGUUAGACAUGGCUCAGCUAUGGACGACGCGCGUUGAGGCAGGAUGUCAGCAAUACGGCGUGGGUCUGGAGACCUUCAAGGAGGGUCUGGCACGCUCCGAUAUCCUGCUCAACAAGAAAAUGCUUUCCGAUUUGGCCAUUUGGGAGCCGCGUUCGUUUGAGACACUGGUUAACAUCUCCCGUGAACGAGCGGCGGUCGAAGGACUGCCGGAUAUCAAGCGCAGGUCUGCCUUCAACCAAGUCUAUGGCCUGAGAAACCUAAAGCUGGAUUAGCUUAGCCUUAGCUUAAGUAGGAGUUCAAAUAUAGAUUUUUUAACGAUUA